Messenger RNA from Prorocentrum cordatum, 1407 nucleotides. The record is from the annotation of a GenBank genome assembly. Lineage: Eukaryota; Dinophyceae; Prorocentrales; Prorocentraceae.
AUGGAAGUCUUCGUUUCGGCGGGCUGCGUCGACGGACCUCCAAGCUGCCCCGAAGAUGAAGAGGGCUUGGAUGCUCUUGAGUCUGCGAUCUCGUCCAUCGGCCAUUGGAGGAAGACGUGCCGUGGCAAGGCGUCGUCGACACUGAAAGCGGAGCAGGCGGUCCAGGACACCAUCAAGAGGCUGGCAACUGCGAUCGUCGACAGUUCCGAGGCCCUCGUCAACUUGGACUUCCUGGUCAAGCUCGAGGUGAUCAUGCACCACUUCUCUGUGGCUGCGGACUUCGCGCUGACUGGGGAUGGUUGUAGAUUGGAGGGUACGUGCGCUCCCUUGCUGGGCAAACGUAACGCUGCCGAGAUCUGCAGGAGCGAGGUUGAGAUCCUGGCGGCGGCCCGCAAGUACCUUGGCGACCCCACCGAGGCGAACGCAGACGCGCUGCACGGCACCCUCCAGAACAACACGAAAGUUGCCAUCAGCGGGGGGACUGAGAUGGCCGUCAUCGCCAGGACUGCAGCCCUGCUCCACCAGAAGAUCGAGUUGCUGAGGUCGAUCGACGUCGAUGGGCCGGUGCAGCGACUUGAGUUCAGCACGUUGGUCCGCGGGGGCUUGCUGCUGGAGAGCAUCGGAGACCUGCUGGUGCAGACGAUCACGCACGACGGCGACGGGAGCAACCUCAGGAUGGCCAUCAACAUGAGGGGCUACGAUGUGAGAUCGAGCCUGCUGGCGGCACAGCUGCUCGAGAGGUUCCAGUGUACGGCGGUGGGCCCGAAUGCAGACUACGCGAUGAUCAAGGGCGCAUUCGAUGAGCUCGGAUCGGUGAUCAAUGCACUUCCUGCGACGGCCUCCGACGACUUCGACGAUGUGCUCACGAUUUGCGACCUCGACGCCUUCAAGGCGUUCUCAGAGUUGGUGGCCCCUUGGAAGCCGUUUGCCGUUGCUGCUUUGAAGGCGCGCGCCGAGUCGCGCGUGGAGGACGCCGCCAAGGCGGCGGACGAGGUCAACGAGAAGCUUGCGGCCAUCGCAGGCGGCAUGGCGGACGGCGGCUCCGGCUGGGCGGCGCUGCAUGCGCACGCGCGGACCGCUGUGUUUCGCCAGACAGGCAUCAGCAACAAGAUCAAGUCUCUCGAGCGGGAACUUCGCGAGAAGCAGGCCGACCUCAACAGGGCCGCAAAGGUUUGCGACGUCGCGGAGGCCGGCCUCGAAAAGGCCCGCGAUCGCUGGCAGCCGACCGUUGCGAAAGCGCACUUGACUGUGACAGUGGCGUCGCUGGCUCAGGCGGCGUCGGCAGAGGGGCCACGGUGCGCGGGCGGAAUCCAGCGCGACCUCGACGCGACGCAGGCCAAGAGCGUGGCCGCGGAGAGCGCCCCGCCAGCGCUCUGGGCGGAGGUCCAGCGCAAGCUGGCGCAGUGA